CUCCGGCGGCUCCGAGCGGCGGCGGAGGAGCAGGAGGAGGAGGAGAGGGGCUGAGAUGGCGGCGGCCCCCGUGUGGGGCGGCGGGGGGAACGGCAGCCAGGGCGAGGCGUCGUGGCCCGGGCAGCCGUGCGACGAGCGGCUGUGCUCGGCGCUGCCGGUGCGGGCGCUGAUCCCGGUGACGGCGGUGUGCGCGGGGCUCUUCGCCGUCGGUGUGGUGGGCAACGUGCUGACGGUGCUGGUCGUCUGCGGGCAGCGCGACAUGAAGACCACGACCAACCUGUACCUGGGCAGCAUGGCCGUGUCCGACCUGCUCAUCCUGCUGGGGCUGCCCUUGGACCUGUACCGCCUGUGGCGCUCGCGGCCGUGGAUCUUCGGGCAGCUGCUGUGCCGCCUCUCGCACUACCUGAGCGAGGGCUGCACCUACUGCACCAUCCUCCACAUCACCGCCCUGACGGUGGAGCGCUACCUCGCCAUCUGCUUCCCCCUCAAGGCCAAGGUGGUGGUCACCAAGCGCCGCGUCAAGGCCGUCAUCGGCGCCCUCUGGGCCUUCGCCCUCCUCUCGGCCGGGCCCUUCUUCUUCCUGGUGGGCGUCGAGCAGCCCGACAACCGCACCGACUUCGGCCGCGAGUGCAAGCCCACCCCGCAGGCCCUCGAGUCCGGCCUGCUGGCCACCAUGUUCUGGGUCACCACCACCUACUUCGUCCUGCCCGUCCUCUGCCUCAACGUCCUCUACGGCUUCAUCGGACGGGAGCUGUGGCGCAGCAAGGGGCGCCUGCAGGGCCCCAGCGCGGCCCUCAGGGAGCGGGGACACCGGCAGACCGUCAAGAUCUUGGCUGUGGUGAUUCUGGCCUUUAUAAUUUGCUGGUUGCCUUUCCACAUUGGCAGGAUCAUUUUUAUAAACACUCAGGACACCAGGAUGAUGCUCUUCUCCCAGUACUUUAACAUCUUCGCCCUGCAGCUUUUCUACCUGAGUGCCUCCAUAAACCCCAUCCUCUACAACCUCAUUUCGAAGAAGUACAGGGCGGCAGUCUACAAGCUGCUGCUGCCACACCGCUCCGCGGGAAGGGCCUUUGCGAUCACUAAAGAGGCCGGAGGCUACACGGAAACCAGCACUAGCAUGAGAAACAAGUAAAUGGCUGGCCCCUGAGGCUGCACCCCGGACGCCAGGCUUUUCGAGACGUUCCCUGCGAAGGAAAGGCGCUUCCUUUUCGCAGCGGAGCCAGGAAGGGUGGACGGCUGUCAGUGCUUGUGGUGUUUUAUAGCGCUUUGUAUUUUGAAAUACGUGUAUUUUUGCUAACAGAGCAAGCGUGGACCAUGAAAUGGUGAGAACAACGUGCGGGACGUGUAAGGGAGCACGGGAGGGAAAGCCGGAGUGUAUUGCCAGUACAACUGAGGUUUAUGUUUGUUCCGUGUUGUUCAAUCGCACGUGUGUUCUCUACGAUUUGUGUUACGUCCUAAAUAUCCUGACAUGGAGGACUGCAAGGCAAGGAGCAACUCCCGGAGAGCCUUUGCUAUUUUAAAACUGGUUUUCUUGUAAGGAGAGGGACACAAAAGAAACUGUGCACCACCUCGAGCAUCCUUGAGAGAAGGAGGAGCAUGUUUUUACCACCCGCUCUUGUAAUCGCGAAUGGGAGCUGCCUGGGCAGUUCCCCAGACUCUUCCCUUGGGGAAGCAUCUUCUCGAUUACUAAAGGGCUUAGCCCUUUUGGUCUGCCCCAUGCAUUCGAGUAGGAUCUCUUAAUUACAGGCAACCAAUCCCCUAUGCCAACUGAGAUAUUCCUGGUUACAUCCUCUUGAGGUGUUUGGUUAGUGCGAGCGCUCUGCCUCCCCAGUGUCACGUUGUGUACUGUGUGUGCAAGCGAUAUGCCGAGCGAGCCGAGCUCCUCACGGAUGGGACACGUCACCCCACGUGCUGGACCGCGCCCAGGGCUUGGGGCUGUACCGCAGGUCGUAAAACAGCUCGCUAGUUUUGCUCCAGAGGGUUGAAAUACAAAGUUAACCUACAAAACGUAAGGGCGAGUACUUGCUAGGAGGGGUUAUAAAGGUGUUACGGUGCCGUUUGCUCCAGGGAGUGACUGGGUUUGACCUGGGCAUCUUACCAGUUGUCUUCCAGGCUAUCAUGAGAUAAGUCUGGAAUAAAAAUCAGUGAAGUCGGACUGCGCUUACGUGAGCAUCACUGGUGGUACGGCCGCACUUGCCUCUGCUAACUUGUUAACCUUUGUUAAUUAACGUGUCUGUGGUGCAAAAAAGUAACGUGUUCAGUGUAUGCUGGAGUCUACUGAAAUGCUGAGACAACUCAAAAUCCAGCUUGGGGAUCUCAAAACAGGAGAGUUGGAUCCAAGCCUUCUCCAGUCUUAAAAAUAUGGCCAAACUCUUUCAUUAGCAAUUCAUAACUCUGAGUCACUGAAUAAAAUAUCCAAAGGCAGAAAAGUCCCCAGCUCGCUGCGCACACAUUCAGCAUUCCUCUUGUAUCAGCUUUGUACCAGGGAGAGCAGUUGUCUGCAGGGGUUGGGUUCGGUUGGUUUGCUUUUGCUGGGCGGUGCUCUUCAUUAAAACGUUACGUUAAAAUAAAAGAACAGCUGGCAUUUUGUGUAUGCAGACGGAGGGAAAAAAAAGAAAAACAAACCUUUAUCACGCCGAUAUGUGGCCACGCAGCCUCUCUGCAUGCCCGUGGCCUGCUGGCAGUGCCUUUUCCUUUUUUUUUUUGUCUGUCUACCGAGGAUGGAAAUGUUCCCCUGACACCAGUUUCACCACAAGCCAUUGUUCAGGUAUGGCCAGCACAAGGAGUGAGCGGAGAGAGGGAAGCUGAACCCGAUGGAAGCAGGGUUGGUCCCUCUGCCCCCUUGUUUUGGGGUGCACUGGCACCUCCCCACCUUCAUCCACCGCAGCUGGGACCCCCUGCUGCCCCUGCUCCCCCGUGGAGCUUCAGCUCGAGCUGCUGAAGGUCCUGCUCAGUCUCAGAGCCGCAGCAGAAGCCUCCUGCUUCCUGCGGCAGGCUCCGUGGAGAUGGUCUGGUUUUCUGGGGAAAUCAUUUGUAUCCUCGUUAUAAAUAUCCUGGUAAGAUUAGUGGAAUAACACAUGCAGCAGGCCGCGUUUGUGAGCUUAUAAUGCCUUUUAAUUAAUGCUCUGUCCCCAUCAGGACAAAUUCUACAGAAAUAAAUGCAGUUUGGUGAGUUUCCUCAGAAUUACCAGGCCUGGCAUUGCUGUCUGCGACAGUCAGCACCGGCUCGAGUAAGAAGGGAUGCUCUAAAUAAACCAGAAGCGCUGCGUUAUUUCUUCCAGCAACUCCGCACUCAGGUGCAGCUGUGCUGUCUUGAAAUAUUUCAGUGAUAGUUUCCCUACGGGCUAUAAAAAAAAAAAAGGAAAGUGGAACAGAGGUGCAGAACCACCCUCCCACGCAGAGAGAAAUGAUGAUGAACGGCUUUCAAAAGAGAGAAAAGGCGGGAAUGUAAAAACAAAGCAUGAAGAUGGAUGAAAAGAGAAAGCACGUCAGGGUGCUCUGCUUCUCACGCACCUUCAGGGAACACUGGGCUACGCUGAGACGUGUGGAGGGGGAAUUAGUGAUUCUACACAGCCCACGGGCACCCCCGGAGACUUGUUACAGAGCACAGUGGUACUUACAAAGACCUUAAGCCAAAGUUUACUACCUGGACUUCAAUUCUUAAACACACGAACAGCUUUUCUCACAGCAGAUUGGAAAGCAACUCCUCCUGUCAAUGGCCAGCCCGGAACCACUGCAGCCUAAAGCAAACUCUCAGCCCUGCUGGCAACGGUGGCAUUUUGGGGACACUUUCCAGGCCCCAUAGGAUUCAGCACCACAGAAUUGGCGCCUCCAGCACAGACACCUGCAGGGCUCGCUCACCCCUGCCCUGUGCCUGCAGAAGCUGCCUGAAACCCGCCACUGACUUCUAAAAAUUUCCAUCUAACUUUCAGGUAUUUCUUUAAAAAAAAAAAUAAAAGAUGAAGAAGAACAGCUGGGAAAGAGAAAGCUGA
Molecule: messenger RNA, 3992 nt
Organism: Cygnus olor (mute swan)
Lineage: Eukaryota; Metazoa; Chordata; Aves; Anseriformes; Anatidae
Gene: MLNR
Product: motilin receptor
Exons: 2
Coding region: 56-1132 (358 amino acids)
Biological process (GO): G protein-coupled receptor signaling pathway
Cellular component (GO): plasma membrane
Molecular function (GO): G protein-coupled peptide receptor activity
Source: RefSeq, a predicted model, not a curated record